Messenger RNA from Strongylocentrotus purpuratus (purple sea urchin), 2100 nucleotides. RefSeq names its product kelch-like protein 12. Lineage: Eukaryota; Metazoa; Echinodermata; Echinoidea; Camarodonta; Strongylocentrotidae. The transcript has 6 exons. The record is from RefSeq and is a predicted model, not a curated record. Gene Ontology annotation, molecular function: protein binding. Bases 152 to 2002 code for a protein of 616 amino acids.
AACAGUUGACUGUUGUUAUGUUGCAGCUAGCUGAUGUGGAUAGCGCUAGCGCAGAUCGAAAAUUUGGGAAAUGCAGAAUGAGAGGCCAGCAUAGCCCAGGCCACAUCGCUGAUUAAUUAAUUUAGAAUUUGAAAGACAGGCAUCAAAGAAAAUGGAUGACCUCUUAGACAAGCAGGAGAAGCGUGAGUACUGUGACUAUGAGGACUGUGCCUGGGUGGAGAAUCUUGGAGUUUCCUUCCAAGCCAUGCGGCAAGCGCUAGAAUUGACAGAUAUGAAGCUGCGUGCUGGAGACACCGAGUUCCCUUGCCAUCGAGUCGUGCUUGCUGCAAGUAGCCCCUUCUUCCGAGCCUUACUCACAGGACCAAUGAAAGAAGAGUCAAGGACGACCUUUGACCUGCAAGACACCUGCAGUUCAACAUUGAGUCUUCUUCUUGAUUUCAUGUACACUGGUAAGCUUCGAAUCACGGAGGAAAAUGUGCAGGAUGUACUCGUCUCUGCUAAUUAUCUAUUAUUGGGGCGUCUGGUGGACGCAUGCUCAGACUUCUUACGGAGGCAGUUGGAUUUUCAGAACUGUUUUGAGAUGUACUCCUUUGCGGAUGCCCAUGGAUGUGAGGAGCUGCUGAGAGCCACGCAGAGGUACAUUCUUAGAAACUUACCAGAAGCUUCCUCCUCUCCAGCAUUCUUAGAAGCGGGCUUUGAGCAGUUGCGUUCACUGCUGGGUGAAGACAAUCUCAACGUAUCGAGUGAGAUGGACCUCUUUCGGAGCAUCAUGGAUUGGGUGUCUCAUGAUGUUCAAGACAGAAGCUGCCAUCUUCUGGAAUUAUUAAGACUCGUAAGACUUCCUUACCUUCCUACAGACAACCUGAACUUGAUAUCAAAUGAUAAGCUCAUUGCUGCCAAUCCCGGCUGCAAGACUGUAUUACACAAUGCACAUCUCUGUAAGGAAGAUUUAAUACCCUAUCCUAUUGAAUGGAGGAGUCCAAGGAGCUCAACCAAUCAGGUGGAAGUAUUGGUUGUUCUAGGUGGAGUGCAUUCUAGUCAGCUUGGUAAUAGUAGCAGUAGUCUACAGCAUUACUGGUGUGACCCAAGGUCUCAGCUACUAUCAUGGAGUAAGCACUCUGCCAUGCCCCACAUGCUACGCAACACGGUCAUGUACGAUGUGACAAAGUUCCGGAAUGAUAUCUAUGUGAUAGGAGGAUUUGACGGAGAGCAGGGUACGCUUGGUCAUGUGUGGCGCUAUCAGAUCGACAACGACCAGCGAGAGACGUGGGGUAGGGUGCCCGCACUCAUCACGUCUAGGUAUCAGCAUGGAUCAGGUGUAGCCGGGGGUCACCUUUUUGUUGCCGGGGGUUACGACGGUCGGGAAGCUCUGAACAAUGUCGAAUGCUUCAGCCCAGGCUGGGAGAGAUGGCAGCCCUGUCCACCAAUGCCAGAGGCCGUUACAUUUCCUGCUGUUGUGGGCUAUCAUAAAAGACUGUUUGUGAUUGGUGGAAUGAAGAGUGACUCGUGUGCAUUUCCUUGGAUUCAAUGCUUCGACAUGGCCACACAGUCGUGGAGUAUUAUCAAGACAUUGGAGCUCAAAUCAAAAGGUAGCAAAAGUGUCCUGCUAAACGAUGCCAUUUACAUCAUAGGAGGGCCAUCCAAUCAGGUCCAUGUUUAUGACCCAGAGAACGAUGUUUCUUUUGAUGUUGCUCCUACCUUGGAUAUCCAUGUGUGUGCUGGUGUCACAGUCAAUAACGGGAAGAUCUAUGUUGCUGGAGGAGACAACUUGAAGGACAGACAGAACUGGAACAGCGUUGAGUGCUACGAUCCUGCCUCAAAUACCUGGUCUAUCAUCGGUAAGAUGGUCAUCCCUCUCUACUGGCAUGGUUUGGUGUCCAUAGUUAGACCUAAUAUGCCUCCUAUGAAAGCAUACCUGGACUCUACCAAUGUUUAUGAAGUUGGCCCAUCCAUGAUGUUCAGAGGUUUCCAGGAAGGACCUCCUGAUCAUGAUCCAAGAUGAUGGCAGGGUUAGGGUUAGGAUGAUGGCAGGGUUAGGGUUAGGAUGAUGGAAGGAAGGACCUGCUGUGUGUGUGUGUAAUUUGGUUUUUACAGACGUGU